Lepidothrix coronata (blue-crowned manakin) is the source of this 3555-nucleotide messenger RNA. It is a transcript of the gene SYT10, whose product is annotated as synaptotagmin 10. The record is from RefSeq and is a predicted model, not a curated record. Gene Ontology annotation, molecular function: calcium ion binding; calcium-dependent phospholipid binding; syntaxin binding. Lineage: Eukaryota; Metazoa; Chordata; Aves; Passeriformes; Pipridae. Bases 1 to 1569 code for a protein of 522 amino acids. The transcript is spliced from 7 exons. Gene Ontology annotation, cellular component: membrane. Gene Ontology annotation, biological process: calcium-ion regulated exocytosis; regulation of dopamine secretion; cellular response to calcium ion.
AUGAGUUUCCAGGCGGAGGACGGCGUGGGCAGCCUCUGCCACAAGGCGCUGCAGAUCAUCUCGGAGCUGUGCCUGGGCGGGCAGGUGGAGCGGGAGAAGUGCGCUGGCAUCUUCCCCCUGGAGACGGCCCGACAGGGCAUCGGUGGCACAGACGUCUCAGUCAGUCUGUUAGCAGUAGUUGUCAGCUUCUGUGGGCUCGCCCUGCUGGUAGUCUCGCUUUUUGUCUUUUGGAAGCUGUGUUGGCCCUGCUGGAAGAGCAAACCUCUCACUUCCAAUGCCAGUAAUGUCCCUCAGAGCAACUCCAGUGCUCCUACUGAGGUUAUGGAGACCAGUGAGAAAAAGGAAGUUAAAGAAAAUGGGAAACCUACAACAAAGGUACUUGAAGCUGCACUGAAAAUUAGCCACACUUCACCAGAUAUACCAGCAGAGGUCCAGAACGCACUGAAAGAGCAUCUGAUCAGACAUGCUCGCAUGCAGAGGCAGAUCACUGAGCCCACGUCGUCAUCAAGGCACAAUUCUUUCAGGAGGCACUUGCCAAGGCAGAUGCAGGUGUCCAGUGUUGAUUUUAACAUGGGGACAGAUCCGAUUUUGCAAAGGGGAGAGACGACAACCAGCAUUGGGAGAAUAAAACCAGAACUCUACAAACAGAAGUCUGUGGAUUCUGAUGGGCAACAAGAAGAUGUGAAAACAUGUGGAAAACUUAACUUCACUCUCCGGUAUGAUUAUGAAAAUGAACUUCUGGCUGUCACAAUUGUCAAAGCCUUAGAUCUGCCUGCUAAAGACUUCACAGGAACAUCCGACCCCUACGUUAAGAUUUAUCUGCUUCCAGAUAGGAAAAAGAAGUUUCAGACACGAGUUCACAGAAAGACAUUAAAUCCUGUCUUUGAUGAAACCUUUCAGUUUCCUGUAGCCUAUGAUCAACUCAGCAACAGGAAAUUGCAUUUCAGUGUUUAUGAUUUUGACAGAUUUUCUAGACAUGACAUGAUUGGGGAAGUUAUUCUUGAUAACCUUUUUGAAGUCUCAGAUCUCUCCAGGGAAGCCAAUGUAUGGAAAGACAUCCACUGUGCCACCACAGAAAGCAUAGAUUUGGGUGAGAUCAUGUUUUCCCUUUGUUAUUUGCCUACUGCUGGGAGAAUGACAUUGACAGUCAUCAAAUGUAGGAAUCUCAAAGCAAUGGAUAUAACUGGAGCAUCAGAUCCCUAUGUCAAAGUGUCACUGAUGUGUGAGGGACGAAGGCUGAAAAAACGGAAAACCACCACAAAGAAGAACACCCUCAAUCCUGUUUAUAACGAGGCCAUCAUCUUUGAUAUCCCUCCAGAGAAUGUGGACCAGGUCAGCCUCUCCAUUGCAGUGAUGGAUUAUGAUCGAGUAGGGCACAAUGAGGUCAUUGGGGUAUGUCGGACAGGCAUUGAUGCUGAAGGGCUUGGAAGAGAUCAUUGGAAUGAAAUGUUGGCUUACCCACGUAAACCAAUAACUCACUGGCAUCCACUAGUGGAGCUACCUGGCCGAGCAACCAGUUUUGAUAGCCAAGGAUCCUGUUCAUCACCAAAACCUCCACUUACACCCUAAGGAACAAGAGUGGAUUCAUCAUGUUCAGUGUCCAAAGCUCCCUCUCAUCUACAUAAACAGAAGGUUCGGCUUCCACAGAUGAACUGUAUCCAUAUUUUUUUAUUAAGAUACAUUUUUCCUAUUCUAAGUCUUAUUAUACAGUUUAUAAUAAUUUCUUAAUGUAUGAAUGAAGCUGACUCGAGUAAAAUAUAACCCUUCCUUGUGCAAAUUCAUUCACCUAUUUUGUCGCUGGCAUGUAUCCAGUGUCAUAGCCAAGCAGUGUUUUGAUAUGACCUGUAUCUUUGCAUAGACAAAGAAAUCAGAGGAAAAAAAAAAUCCCUUAAGCAAUUCAAAACUACUGCAGCUUGUAACGCCUAAUUCUUUUGAGGGAGAGCAAAUAGUAAAUAUAUAUAUAUAUCAUGUAGUAAAUUUCUUCUAAAUUGCACUAAAUCCUGAGAGACUUUGCAAGAUACCAUUCCAAACUGAAUGUUGCAUGAAAAAAACAACUGUUGUCAUGUUUUGAGUGAAAAAUCAGCUCAUUCCUCGGGCAGGGAGAAAGGGCUGAUCAAAAGUCCACCAAAGCCAAUGACAAGGACCUACUGGCUUUGCUGGGUUUUAGUUCAACCCUUAUGGAACAGGUACCAGAACUGGAUCUAUGCAGUUAUAAUCUUCCAGCAAUCACAAUGCCAGCUGCCCCUGUUAUCCUGUCCAGCAAAGCAGCCAGGCAGGUGCCCCCAGGCAGGUGGCUGCCCUCAGAAGAUGGUUUGCUUCAGCUGCCCAGGGGCUACCGAAGAGGUGUCUGGGGUGUCUCUGCGUGGCACUGACAGUCCGUGUACGGGUGUCGCUGUGGAAAGCUAAUGUCUCUGCAGUGAGGUGUGUGGAGGUGGAUGCAGCUCCACAAGGAUGUAGGUGUCUCCUGAUGAGGCGCAUCCAGCCCCUCAAAACAGCCCAAUUGUUGCUGACAUCCGCAGUCCUUGCUUGAUGUUUACACAAGUCAAACUAGUGUAAACUAGGAGAGAAUGCUCUGAAGUAAAGGAAUUGAUUUAAUGUGUUUUGUCUGUUCAGAAAAUUGAACAGACACUGCAGUUACCUAGAACACUUUUCAGAUUCAAUGUUUUAAUGUGACAGAUUUAGAUUACUUUGAAGUUAUUUUGACUGUGUGCAUAGUGCACGUGGAAUAGUUUCUGUUCGCCCGCUGGAUGCCUCUAGAAUUAUAUACUAAAUAUGAAUUUGAGAUAUGUUUUCUGUCAGUAUAUGGAGAGAGAAAUUGAAAUGUAGCUAUUUUAUAAACUAGUAAACUCAUUUAUUAGAAUACACAGUGACAGCAAAUGCAACAAACUGUUGGCUGUAGUCGGAUGCUUUAAAAACUAGAAGAGAGCUACACAUUAUUUUGUGAAUUUAUCUCUUUUAAACACUGCAGUUUACCUCAAUUGCAUAAAUCAGAUAGUUAUUUCCUUUUUUCUUUCUUCUUUUUUUCGUCUUUCUGUGAAGAGCAUGGCAAAGACUGCAUAAUUGGGUCUGAGAUUUUGAAAGCUGAACUGUAACUAGAAAUAAGUUGAGGUAGUGGCACUUUUUGUAUCUUUGCAAUAUUUAAAGAAAAUUGAGGAGACAGUGUUUCCCAAAACAGCAUUUUUACAGAAAAAAAGGUGCCAUACAGAGGAUUGGUUUAAGAUAAUGAAAGAAAUUAUGAGAAUUAAUUUAGAUACGAAGGGAAAAGGUAGUUUUGGCAAAAUUCUGAAGAACCAUUUUGGUUUGGUUUAGCUUGGCUGACACAGAAUAUGCUUAUGAAGAUCCAGUCCUAAGGCUGUCAAUCGCGCCUUGAAGUGUCUUAACUGCUCCAGGAAAGUUAGGAAGGCUGGUCCUAACAUUGCAAAUGUUUCUAAGUCAAAAAAGGAGGCAGGUUUUACACCUUGCCUUCUGUGACUACAAACACAGCAAACAAGCAAAUAAAUAUAAAAAUCAAUCUUUCAGACAGACUUUACAAAUUAACUACAAAAAAAAAAAAAA